AGGGCGGGGUCAUGUCUAAACUGCUGCUCUGAGUCACCGGAGUGCUGCCCAGGAAAGGCAGGGCUGGGGUGGUGACCACGCUAACGACCCAGUGGGAUUUCGCGACAUCACCUGUGUGGAGGGACUUCGUAUCUAUGGCAACUGUCACCUGGUGGAAGGGGCGGAACUAGAUUUCCUCUGCUUGGGACGCUGACAUUCCAAGCCCUUGCCCUGCAGGCUCCCGCAGGCAGACGAACCAAAGAAGGAAGCCAGGGAAUGGCCGCGGUGUGGCAGCAAGUCUUAGCAGUGGACGCGAGGUACAACGCCUACCGUACACCAACGUUUCCACAGUUUCGGACCCAGUAUAUCCGCCGGCGCAGCCAGCUGCUGCGGGAGAAUGCCAAGGCUGGGCACGCCCCAGCACUGCGUCGGCAGUACCUGAGGCUACGGGGUCAGCUAUUGGGCCAGCGCUACGGGCCACUCUCUGAGCCGGGCAGUGCUCGCGCCUAUAGCAACAGUAUUAUCCGAAGCAGCCGAACUACCCUUGAUCGAAUGGAGGACUUUGAAGACGAUCCCAGAGCCCUGGGGGCUCGAGGACACCGCCGUUCUGUCAGCCGAGGCUCCUACCAGCUGCAGGCACAAAUGAAUCGUGCAGUCUAUGAGGACAGGCCUCCCGGCAGUGUGGUGCCCACAUCGGUGGCAGAGGCAAGUCGGGCCAUGGCCGGGGACACAUCGCUGAGUGAGAACUAUGCCUUUGCAGGCAUGUACCAUGUUUUUGACCAACACGUGGAUGAGGCAGUCCCAAGGGUGCGCUUCGCCAAUGACGACCGGCACCGCCUGGCCUGCUGCUCACUGGACGGCAGCAUGUCCCUGUGCCAGCUGGUGCCUGCCCCACCCACUGUGCUCCAUGUACUACGGGGCCACACACGUGGCAUCUCGGACUUCGCCUGGUCCCUCUCCAAUGACAUCCUCGUGUCCACCUCCCUCGAUGCCACCAUGCGCAUCUGGGCCUCCGAGGACGGCCGCUGCAUCCGUGAGAUCCCUGACCCCGAUGGCGCCGAAUUGCUGUGCUGCACCUUCCAACCGGUCAACAACAACCUCACUGUGGUGGGGAACGCCAAACACAACGUGCAUGUCAUGAACAUCUCCACAGGCAAGAAAGUGAAGGGAGGCUCCAGCAAGCUGACAGGCCGUGUCCUCGCCCUGUCCUUUGAUGCCCCUGGCCGGCUGCUCUGGGCAGGCGAUGACCGCGGCAGUGUCUUCUCCUUUCUCUUUGACAUGGCCACAGGAAAGCUGACCAAAGCCAAGCGACUAGUGGUACAUGAGGGCAGCCCUGUAACCAGCAUCUCUGCCCGGUCCUGGGUCAGCCGGGAAGCACGGGACCCCUCCCUGCUCAUCAAUGCCUGCCUCAACAAACUGCUGCUCUACAGAGUGGUGGACAAUGAAGGGGCACUGCAGCUGAAGAGAAGCUUCCCCAUUGAGCAGAGUUCCCACCCUGUACGCAGUAUCUUCUGCCCUCUCAUGUCUUUCCGCCAGGGGGCCUGUGUGGUGACAGGCAGCGAAGACAUGUGCGUUCACUUCUUUGAUGUGGAGCGGGCGGCCAAGGCCGCUGUGAACAAGCUGCAGGGCCACAGCGCGCCCGUGCUCGAUGUCAGCUUCAACUGUGACGAGAGUCUGCUGGCCUCCAGUGACGCCAGUGGCAUGGUCAUCGUCUGGAGACGAGAGCAAAAGUAGGGUCCUGACACCCUGUGCUGCCCGCUGAUCCUUCCUCUUUCACUCCAAUCUUGUGUUAUAAAUUAAAUUCCUGUGGUUGUGUUGAAGGGCAACGCCCAGGUCUCCCACAAGGAGGCAGUAGGGGGCACUCAGGCCUCCAGUGGAAUGGGGCCCAGUUCCUCAGUUGUGCAGUGAUGGGCUCAUCCAUCCAGCAAGCACAGGCUGAGCACUUACUGUGGUGUAUCACGCAGGCAUGCAGUCAGUAGACAGGAGGGAGGGCACCAGCCGUGCUGACAGGAGCUGUUCUGAGAAGCAGGGAUACAGCUGUGGCUUCAACUGACAGAAAUUCCUACCCCUGCAGGCUUGCAUCCCAAUAGAGGCAAGCAUACGGGAGACGAAAAUACAGCCAUUCCUUGGGGUAGAAUUUGCUUUAUAACUUUUCAACUUUAUGACUUUUUGACCUUCCAGUGGGAGCAAAGCACAUGCAUAUACCCAGUUCUGUUUUUUUCUCCUUUCAGUGUGGUGGUCAGUAAAUUUCGUGAGCUAGUCAACACUUUGUUAUAAAAUAGACUUUGCAUUAGGUAAGUUUGCCUUCCUGUAGAAUAAUGUCAGUAUUGUGGGAACAUUUAAGGUAGGUGACACUAAGCUAGGGUGCGCACGUGCGGUAGGUUAGGUAUAGUUUUGCAUUUUCAAUACAAGAUAGUUGAGGACAGAUUUGUUGGGAGUCUAACCCCAUGUGAUGAAGACACUUCUGUAUAUAAUAGGAUAGUUACAGAUGAAUGCUUGGAAGGAGAACAAAGGGAGGAGAGAUGAACUUGCCGGAACAGGACGGCGCGGUAGCUUUUUGGGGCAAUGUCAUUAAGAAUAGUGUUCCCAACAGGGUGACAUUUUAAAAAUCUGAAUGAAAUGAAGGAAGUUAUAGUGUGGGGGUAGGGGAACAUCCUUGACAUGAAGAAAGAUUAGUGCAGAAGCACCAGGCCUGGGGUAGGUCAGAGUGUGAUUGGCGGAGUGUGCGAGGUGACGUGAGACAGGUCUUUGGGGCAUCUUGGGCCAUAGUGAGGAAGGUGAGGUGGGCUCAGACAGCAGAAUGGAAAUCAGGUGCAGAAUGUUGAGUUCAACCCCAGGGCUUCCACUAGAUUAGGUUGUCAAACCUCCCAACAUUGGCAGCUUCUGUUUGGGUGGAGCCCACACCCACCUGUGUCCCACAAGCAGCGAGCGGAAGUGUGGAGUCCUUGGAGUACUAGACUAGCAUGCAGCCAGCCAUGGACUCUGGGGCUGAGCCACACCUCCUGCCCUGGGGUGGAAGAAACAGAAAAUCUCUAAGCUCAGCCCCGUCUCCAGCCAUCUCCACCCAGGGCCCUUCUUCUAGUCCCGGACCUGCUCAGAGACCAAAUACUAAUGUCCGUCAUUGGGUAUUGGCAAGGAAACAAAUUCCUAAAUCACUCUUGGUAGUGAGGUCAUGAUAAAAUUUGAAGGUUUGAAGAAUCACCCGGGCCUCUUGCAGUUCCCAUAUGCUGCUACAUUUGUAGCAGUUGGAACUGUAGUUAACAUUUGAGACCUCUGAGUCCCCAACCUGGUGAUCUACAGAACUAACAGCUGCUCUUUGAGGGAAAAAGAUCAUUUCCUGUUUGUUUCAUUUCUUGUUUAAGAGUAUUCUCACCUGCAGCCAAAACAUUGCUGACUCCAUCGGCCAGAUCUUAGGCAAACGGUUAUUAAAUUGAAAUGGCAGUGAGCUGGACUGGUCAUUGUAGUCCAAAUCAUGGAUGUGUGCCAAUAUCCCUAAUCUAGCUUCAAGGUCAGUGACUUUUCUAUGAGGACUGUAACUUAAUAUAGCUGGAAGGUGCAGCCCGAGAACAGUUAAGUGCUAAUCUCUUAAGAGACCCUCCUAAGGUUAGCACUUCAGACCUGUGUGUUGACUCUUUUCUGUACCAAAUGGAUGCACUUAUUCAACCAAGGUCUGUAAGUAGCAAGAGAAUCUGGGGAAAUAACAGUUUUCUCUGACUUUUGUGUUUUCUUCCCACUCUCCAUUUUCUUUAAUGAGUCUACUUUCGGGAUGAUUGGUAAUGAAUAUUGUUUGCAUGAUUUUGGGGGGGGUCCUUCUUGUGCAAUUUUUGAGGUGGCAGAGUUGACAUUCUACUUUAAAUUAUCUUGGUAACACUUUUGUCUCACAACCUGAAGGAAAAUAACCACUAAGCAAACAAGAAAGAAUAAAAAAUAAUGUUACUGCUCAAA
This is a messenger RNA of Apodemus sylvaticus (European woodmouse), 3924 nucleotides long. RefSeq names its product WD repeat domain 13 (gene Wdr13). Lineage: Eukaryota; Metazoa; Chordata; Mammalia; Rodentia; Muridae. The coding region runs from base 256 to 1713 and encodes 485 amino acids. Gene Ontology annotation, molecular function: promoter-specific chromatin binding; protein binding. The transcript is spliced from 9 exons. The record is from RefSeq and is a predicted model, not a curated record. Gene Ontology annotation, cellular component: nucleus.